This is a messenger RNA of Cyclocybe aegerita, 1338 nucleotides long. The record is from the annotation of a GenBank genome assembly. NCBI's taxonomy places the organism in Eukaryota, Fungi, Basidiomycota, Agaricomycetes, Agaricales, Hemipholiotaceae.
AUGGCCGAUCCGCGACCAAGUUAUGCAACAUGGAAGCAGUACAUCAAAAGGCUUGAAGACAAAGAAGAUAAAUAUGAACGCCGCUAUCCUCACGAAUGCAAAAAGCCACCGCCACCCCUACAUUACCCACAUCACCUUGCUGGUGUCUGCGAACACUUUCAUGACAUACUCCUCGACUCGCCACGCUUAUGGACGACUAUUGUCGUCUUCCUUGAUUUCGAACUCAUCGAGACCAUAUCCGACCUGAAGAUGUCCCUCCGGUUCUCUCAAGAUUUUCCCUUGGACGUCUCAGUCGAUCACUGGCUGAAGUCCAUCCGAGACAGAGGCUUCUGUGAUGACGAGAACAUAGCGAGUCGUGCAGUCAUCAAGAUAUUGCGUCUGCAUUUCCAUCGGUGCAGAACUAUCGAGUACAGCGCCGUCUUAGGCACUUCGCUACCCUCUCCCUCAAGAGAUCUUUCUGCCCUUUCGUCGACGCUCGAAUCCCUGAUUCUCAAGUGCAAGUUCGACGACGAGCACCCGAACGGCAUACUUUUUGGGGAGGAUCCCGCGCCAAUUCUAGACCUCGCCUCCUCUCCACUUAUGAACCUCGAAGACCUGUAUCUUUCUGGCUACACCGUCAUGGACGCCUGUCGAAAUGCUCCGCAGCUCGUCCAGGCAGCGCAAGCCACCCUCAUUCUUCGGGACUACCAGGCUACCAGGAGUGGCGAGCCCGCUAAGCAAAUAGUCCCACAUCUUCUCAAAGCGCUAACUCAUGCCCCUCCCCGCCACAUUUUUUGGAGCCGUGACGUCGUGCUGUACGAUAUUGACGUCUCACAUUGGCAGGCGGGUAUGCUUUAUAAACCGUUUUGCAUGCAAGGCGUGGCGACCUUGACUCUAACUGGCUUGGAGGGCGGAACCAUGAGCAACCUGCUUGAUUACGUGGAUUUCAGCGACGCUAGCCUUCUCACUGUCACGCGUUGCCACAUUCCAGAGGGGGUCAGGAGGUUUGGCUACGGGGAGCAGCUUCACCUCGACGAUCUCCGUGGAUGGCCAGAUCUAGUUGAUUUGCUGGAAGAAUGGAACGGCCUACACCUUUCGAUUAUGAGACAUGCUGGGCCGUUGGACCUCAUCCUUCGCCUUCUGGCCAAACGUCGCAAGGCUGGCAAAUGCAGCAUGAACGAACUCCUGCUCGAUGACUGCACAAACUUUUCGGUGAGGGCGAUGAAGAGGUUAUGUAAGUCCAGGCGUCCAACGGACAUGGAUAACGUUGCCGUCUGUGGCAUUGGGCCGGUGAUAUCGACAGAAGAGAGGUGUUGGUUUGAGUCCGUGGAUGUCAUGGACGGAACACAUGAUGGAUGA